CAUUACUGUACAGCCGCUUGGGCUUUGCUUGAUGAGCCGCGCAGUGGAGUGACUGGCUGCUGAAAGUUUAAAUGUUAGCAAAUCCGGCGCCAUUCAUGUACAACUCCUUAUCUUGGUUGUGGGGAAUCACAAGUACUCCCGAGUCGUCCGUCCCCUUGCCGGGUCCCGUCGUGCUGGGUUUAGACUUUGCUUUUCCGGGGGGGAGCUCAGCCCACUAUAUUCCCAAGCAAGCAGGCAAGGUCCUGUUUUGGGCGCCAUGGGCGCCAUGGGCGAUCUCGACCCUUGCCAACGAUCUGCUAAUUAUUACUAUUUUUAUGACUGACUGCUCAACCGUCUCUUCCUGACCUAGAUUACCCAGGUCAUAGCAGGGAACCGUGGUCUCGCAACGCAAGCCAGUCAGUAUACUACCAUGUUGGUUUUCAGGUUCAAUGUGUCAACUUUGGAAACAG
Molecule: messenger RNA, 449 nt
Organism: Truncatella angustata
Lineage: Eukaryota; Fungi; Ascomycota; Sordariomycetes; Amphisphaeriales; Sporocadaceae
Exons: 1
Coding region: 72-344 (90 amino acids)
Source: RefSeq, a predicted model, not a curated record